AUGACCAAGAUGGAGCAGCAAGAUAACCGGAGCGUGGAUCGUGCUAGCAGCUACAACCUUGAUUUCGAUGCUACUUUCCUCAAAAAUCUGCCUCCUUCCAUCAGAAGACAUACGUACCAUGGAGAGCAGCAAUUUUUUGAUAUCCUCCAAUCCGAAUUCGCACGCUUCGAAGCCUCAUAA
Penicillium samsonianum is the source of this 180-nucleotide messenger RNA. RefSeq lists its product as uncharacterized. The record is from RefSeq and is a predicted model, not a curated record. The transcript has a single exon. NCBI's taxonomy places the organism in Eukaryota, Fungi, Ascomycota, Eurotiomycetes, Eurotiales, Aspergillaceae. The coding region runs from base 1 to 180 and encodes 59 amino acids.